This is a messenger RNA of Bactrocera latifrons, 642 nucleotides long. Its product is annotated as MOB kinase activator-like 2. NCBI's taxonomy places the organism in Eukaryota, Metazoa, Arthropoda, Insecta, Diptera, Tephritidae. The coding region runs from base 325 to 642 and encodes 105 amino acids. The record is from RefSeq and is a predicted model, not a curated record. The transcript has a single exon.
UCCAAUAACUWUGUUGUUCGCAUAUGUAUUUCUGUCAGGCGUCAUUUUUGCCACCAUCGGCGCUUCAAGUGUCGUGCCACCUCUGGUUUGUUCACUUUCCACACGACMAGCCAGCUKGUUUUGUGUGCGCGCCAGCGAUUUUUAUUCUUCAGUCGCAUUUGGCAAUUUCGUGCGGUUCGUUGCUACUACUUCUGCCCGUGACAGCCACUCUAGCCGCCAACACUAUAUUUGUACUGUCAGUGAAACCGUGCGGUACAUUUCAUACGCACUCGGUGCAUAAGUAAACCUCGCGCGGUGCAUCCUUGCUUUCCUGCUGGCACCACAAUGAAUUGGGCCAUUUCGAAUUUGACGGGCGGCAAUCGUGUCAGUCGUGCCAUACUCGUGCGCUACUCCGCCGUGCCGUUGGCCUCGGAUGCGGCGGAUUCGGUGCCGCAGACACCAUCCUCUACCGGUGCGGCAAGCGCGAAUGUGUCGACCGCAACAUUUCCGGGUGCCUCGUUYCUGCAUGCGUCCACGUCGACGUCGUCGUCGCGCCAACAUGUUCCUGGACGCGCUGUGCCACAGCAGCGCGGUGGUGCCACCGCAACACAGCUAUCACUGCCACUGGAUGUGGAGGAGACCGUCACCUGUUUUUGUAGGUAA